AUGUCGUCUCCAAGCUCCCAGAAACUCUCCCGCUCUCCCGCUUCGAAAGCCAAGGCCGCCUCUCCCAGAGUAACUUCGGACGAUGUUGAGCUUAGUCCUGUUCAGAAUGGCCAGGCGGAGCGGAGCCUCCCUCUGGAAGAGGAUAUUAUGCAAUGUGCUCGCAUCGGCGCCCUCGAGCACAUCCAGAAGAUGAUACAAUCCGGCCAACACGACGCAAAGUACAAAGAUGAAGAGGGAAUUACACCAUUACACUGGGCGGCUAUCAACAACCAGUAUGCGGUGUGCAAAUACUUGAUCGAACACGGUGCAGACGUCAACGCAAAAGGAGGAGAAUCCAACGCGACCGCAGUUAUGUGGGCGUCGCAGCGGUGUCAUUUCUACGUCGUCAAUCUGCUCUUGCACAACGGUGCGGAUCCUCUCCUAACCGAUGGUCAAGGAUACAACAUUCUCCAUCUUGCGACCAUUGAUGGAAAUGCACUUCUCCUCACCCUGCUUCUGCAACAAAAUAUACCCGUGGAUAUCCCCGAUCCUCAAGGUCACACAUGUUUGAUGUGGGCCGGUUACAAAGGUUGGCCUGCCUGUGUGGAUCUUCUUCUCCGCUGGGGCGCCAAUGUCAAUGCUACAGACAAUAAUGGAUACACUCCUUUACAUUGGGCUUUGGUCAAAGGCUCCAAGCCCUGCCUGGACAAGAUCAUCGAGUAUGGAGCGGACCGAUUUGCAAAGACCAACGAAGGCAAGACACCCAACAUCUGCGCCGAAGAGAUGAACACGAAACGCGCAUACCACCGUUCUUUGGCAGGCCACGGAUACGACUCAUCGGGUAACAUUAAAACGCUUCCCCUCAAUCUUCACACCGUCUGCCGGAAUCGUUCGACAAUGUCCAAAUUCUUCUUCCUCUACCCCUUUUUCAUCAUCAUCGUCGGCCUGUACAUUAUAAGUCACCUCAACAUUUUCAUCGGCGUACCGGUCUUUUUGGUCACAUGCCUAGGCAUGCAGUACAUCGCUCAACGAAUUGCGAUGAAGGGCCCGCCAGAAUAUCAUCAAAUCCACAAAACGCCGUAUCUGGCUGGCAUCUUUGCCGGUACUCUCUUCUGGGUUGGUGCUAGCUAUCUGGUGUCCGUCUUACCACUGACUUUCUCGACCAAUCCCGUCGCCAACAUCUUCUUCAUUUUGCUCUAUUCCAGCACGACAUAUUUUUACUUUACAGCCAUGCUCGAAGAUCCCGGCUGGAUCCCCAAAUUGGCAUCACGGAAUCAACAACGCGCCGUUAUCGAGGAACUCUUUUCGCUGUGGAAGUUCGACGAAGAAAACUUCUGUGUGCAGUGCAUGAUUCGCAAACCCUUGAGAUCUAAACAUUGUCGUCGCUGCAAUCGAUGCGUGGCCAAAAUCGACCAUCAUUGCCCAUGGAUACACAAUUGCGUGGGCAACAACAACCUCCGACAUUUCUACAUCUAUAUCCUGAGUCUGGAGAUCGGCAUCAUCCUCUACGUCCGUCUCGUGCUAUCAUACCUCGCCCUCCUUCCCGUCCCAUCCGACGAUGCCAUUUCUCAAUGCCACAUCCUCAGCGCGUCCCUGUGCACCUUUGUGCUCCGCGACCCGUGGACCGUGGCUUUGGCAUUCUGGACCUGCCUCCAACUCGUCUGGGUCACGAUGCUGAUCGUCGUCCAAACCGUGCAGAUCUCCAAAAACCAAACCACCUACGAAAACAUGAGACGGCACGAGCAUGCACACGAUCACCGCCCUCUCCUACCCCAACACGCCCGACCCGUCACCCAAGGCGCUUCCGCCGCCACAGCCUCCCUUAAUGACACUGCCGCAGCCUCGACGGGCAUCAGUCCCAUGCCUCACCGCCCUGACAGUUGCCUGACGCGUUGGAAGAAACUUUUGGGCCUGGACGCAUUCCUCGCCACCGCUUCAGACGCUUCGCACGGCAAACUGCAAACACGCAACUCCAACCCGUUCAGUCGUGGAAUCGUGGGCAAUUGCAAGGACUUCUGGUGCGAUCCGGCACCGAUUUUCGGCAAGCGAAAUAACGGCGGCGGAUUCCUGGGUGGCGAAGUCAUUGAUUACGCCCAUUUAUAUGAGGUCCCGCUACGACCGAGAAGGGGUGCCGGUGGAAUUACCUAUACCAGUGUCGCGGGUGACGAUGAGGAGGUAUGA
This is a messenger RNA of Rhinocladiella mackenziei CBS 650.93, 2160 nucleotides long. RefSeq lists its product as uncharacterized. Gene Ontology annotation, molecular function: protein binding; palmitoyltransferase activity. The record is from RefSeq and is a predicted model, not a curated record. Gene Ontology annotation, cellular component: Golgi membrane. Lineage: Eukaryota; Fungi; Ascomycota; Eurotiomycetes; Chaetothyriales; Herpotrichiellaceae. Bases 1 to 2160 code for a protein of 719 amino acids. Gene Ontology annotation, biological process: protein palmitoylation. The transcript has a single exon.